AUGCUCUUCACUCCCACCACCGCCGCCCUCGUUCUGGCCUUCACCUCGAGCGCCAUCGCCGCCCCCGGUUCCUUCCACCAGCGCCGCCAGAACAACCAGCAGCCCGCUGUCCCCGUCCCGGCUCCCGAGUCGCUCUCCAUCACCCAGCAGCUCCUCAUCGCUCCUAGUGCCGCUAGCCGCUUCGACAUCCUCAAGGAUGACGCCGACUUCAAGUUCAACCUCACUCCCGAUGAGAUCCCCGCCAACCGUGGCGGUAUCCUGAAGGCCGCUAACCGCAACACCUUCCCCGCCCUCGUCGGCACCGGCGCUGCCAUGGCCCUUGGAAAGAUUGCCCCCUGCGGCAUCAACACCUUCCACGUCCACCCCCGCUCCGCCGAGCUCCAGAUCGUCAUCGAGGGCAGCCUCGUCACCGAGAUGGUCCCCGAGAACGCUGUCCGCCCCAUCCGAAACGUCGUCAACAAGUUCGAGAUGGUUCCCUUCUACCAGGGUGCCAUCCACCACCAGUUCAACCCCAACUGCGAGGAGGCCGUCUUCAUUGCUUCCUUCGCCAACGAGGACCCCGGCACCGGCCAGGUCGUCAACAGCAUCUUCAAGCUCGACCAGAACGCUCUCCUCGACACCUUUGGCCAGAGCUUCCCCGGCGACAGGAUCGAGGAUAUCAAGAACAACCUGCCCGAGUCCGUAGUCGCCGGUGUCAGGAGCUGCAAUGCCAGGUGCCAGCCCCAGAACCAGCCCGAGGAGCCCGAAGUUGAAGAGCCCGAGGUUGAGGAGCCCGAGAUUGAGGAGCCUGAGGUCGAGGAGCCUGAGGUUGAGGAGCCCGAGAUUGAAGAGCCCGAGGUUGAGGAACCCGAGAUCGAGGAGCCCGAAAUCGAGGAGCCUGAAAUCGAGGAACCUGAAAUCGAGGAGCCCGAAAUUGAAGAGCCUGAGAUCGAGGAGCCCGAGAUCGAGGAGCCCGAGGUUGAAGAGCCCGAGGUUGAAGAGCCCGAGGUCGAGGAACCCGAGGCCCAGACCGAGGAUCCCGAGCAGCAGAAGCCCGGCUACAACUAA
Parascedosporium putredinis is the source of this 1047-nucleotide messenger RNA. Lineage: Eukaryota; Fungi; Ascomycota; Sordariomycetes; Microascales; Microascaceae. The record is from the annotation of a GenBank genome assembly.